CGGGGAACUUGGUUAGCUGUCUAGUCUGUGGUGUAGUAGUCCGCGCGUGACGUUCUAACAUUCAAGUGUCCUGCUGUCUCAGUAGUUGUUCGUAGCGGAAGCCAGAAGUAACGUCAGCUUGUUAGCUAGUCAGUCGGAUACAGUAAAUGGACACUUUCUUCUCAUUGAAAGAGUCCGUUUUGUCUUAUUUAGACAGAAGCGGAGCUCUACUUCAACUUGCGGAAGACUGCAAACCAUUUAACAAUCCCCAGCAAAGUGAGGCUGUGUAUCGGUUCUGUAUCAGUGUGAACCCGUCAGAUGUAAUAGAACUGGAUCCUGUUUUGGGUGACUGUGUGCUCCAUGACCCUCUCAAAGCCACCACGAUUUUUCAGUCUGUCAUUUUUCUGUCAAUAAAGACACUCUGCCUCAUAGAGAAAAUACAAACGGAAAGUCAGGUAAAUGUGAUUCUGAAAUUUACACACCUCCCUCCAUUCCCCGAGUAUACCCUGGAUCUCAGUGAGUUUCCCCGUGGUUACGGCCUUAUGAGGCCUGUUGCCAUGGAGGGCCUGGUCAUAGCCAUGACAAGGGUCACCAAGUACUCUCGGGGAGCCAGGUUCCUCUGUUCUGAGGAGGACUGUCCCUGCUCAACAGGGUUCCGUCACGUCAGAGUUCACACUCCCGGGGCCACUGAGUCGGUCACGGUAAGAUCUGACUUCCGCUGCCUGCUCUGCUCCUCUCCCCUGAAAGAGGACGUCAAGUUCCGGGUGCUGGGGGACAAGCAGCUGGUUGAGCUGAUCCACAUUCGGGCACUGGAUGCCUUGAAAGCUCACACUCCCACCGCCCUCAGGUACCAGUCUGUCCCCAUGUUCCUCAGAGAUGAACUGUGCAACUCGAUGAGGAUUGGACAUGUGUACCGGGUACUCGGCAUACCCACCCAUGUCCACCAAUGGCCCGGUGUCACUUGGAGUGUGGAGGCUAACAGCGUUCAACCGUGGGAGCCAGAGUACCCUAGUACCAUCAGCGCUAACUUCCAGGCCCUGUUGACGGCCACAGCCUUUUCUCCCUGGGGUUUCUCAGCCAUUGUGGCUAACUCCUUUGGAUCUGCCGUGGUUCCCCCAGGGAUGUACAACACUCUGAAGCUGGGCCUGCUGCUCAGCCUCAUCCAGGGGAGGGAGAGUAACCCAGACUCACAUCAGUGCCUAGACCUACUGGCCCUGACCGCUGACACACUCAUAGUGGAUAGGCUCAUGAUGUACAGCCUGGGUCUAGCUGGCCGUGGGGUGAGACACCCUGCCAACGGGGAAAUGUUUGCCUACCUGUCCCGUGAUGAACACGGAGCGGGAACGGCCAACAUCCAUGCCGGCUCUGCCCUGCUGGCAACCGGGGGGGUCUGCUUGCUGGGGGACCUGGGACACUACAGGAAGGACAAGAUGGACGCCCUUCAGUCAGCUCUGGAGGGUCGGACGGUUUCGUUGAUCAUCCCGGGGAAGAAGUACGGGGAGGAUGCUGACGAGCAGAUCUCCUUUGACGUCGAGUGUAACUUCUGGGCCCUGGCAGACUUCACAGCCCCCUCAAAGAAGACCCCCAGGACGGACACAGUGGUGCUGGGGAGCACGGAUAUGGGCUCGAUCCCUGCCCAGCUGGCUGAGACUUUUGGUCUUGUCAUCCGGUGUCGGGAGGCAGAUGGAGAGCAGGCCCUGCUGGCCCAGACGGUACACACCCUGAGGCAGGCCGUGCAGCCGGAGGAGCCCCUCUACCCUUCCUGCAUACAGUUCACCACACAGGACUACCAGGAGCUCAUGGCCUGUGCCCAGGGGAUCCAGACAGAGCUGAGCCCGGGGGCAGAGAGGAUGAUACAUGGGUACUACAUGGCCAGUCGGAGGGUUCGCACCGGCUCAGGUCAUGGUGCAAAGGUGUCCGUGACCUCAGUCAAGCUAAUGAUCUCUCUAGCGGAGGCCCACAGUAGACUGUGUCUAAGGUGCACUGUUCUGGAGGACGACGCAUUGAUUGCUGUACUGCUUUGUGAAAACUCCCUCACCCUAAAACAUGGGGCAUCAGCUCUCGUUAUCCCAGCCAACGCAGCAUUUCCCUGUGACCUGUGUGACCUCGAGGCUCUCCACAGGCGAGACCGGACCCUGGAGCAGCUAAAACAGAGCAUCCUAACCUUCAUCUACACCUACGCCCCCGGGGGAGACCGCUACAUCACUGAGGAGUAGAGCAGUUGGACUAGAACCUGAAGAUACAUGUUCGAGUAAGAUGGGCAAUGUACGUGGUGGCCAAAAUCAACACGUCGAGCUUGGACAAUUUGGUGUCCGGUGGCACCGAGGGCAGGGUCCUCUGUAGCUCCAGAAACG
Esox lucius (northern pike) is the source of this 2333-nucleotide messenger RNA. It is a transcript of the gene mcmdc2, whose product is annotated as minichromosome maintenance domain containing 2. NCBI's taxonomy places the organism in Eukaryota, Metazoa, Chordata, Actinopteri, Esociformes, Esocidae. The transcript has 14 exons. The coding region runs from base 147 to 2195 and encodes 682 amino acids. The record is from RefSeq and is a predicted model, not a curated record. Gene Ontology annotation, molecular function: DNA binding; ATP binding; single-stranded DNA helicase activity. Gene Ontology annotation, biological process: double-strand break repair via break-induced replication.